Penicillium argentinense is the source of this 1083-nucleotide messenger RNA. Its product is annotated as WD40 repeat domain-containing protein. The coding region runs from base 1 to 1083 and encodes 360 amino acids. Gene Ontology annotation, molecular function: protein binding. Lineage: Eukaryota; Fungi; Ascomycota; Eurotiomycetes; Eurotiales; Aspergillaceae. The record is from RefSeq and is a predicted model, not a curated record. The transcript is spliced from 6 exons.
AUGCCGACUCUCAAAGCCGCGGCCGCUUCGACGCUGUCUCUGCCGGCCGAGAAUUACAUUUACUCCAUAACCGCGUCGGUACCGGGCUCCUUUGCCGCCAUCUCAUCGGAUGAUUCCUUGCGAGUAUUCGAUGCCAACCGUCUCGAUCACGUCUUGGUGGUCUCCCGCAAAACCCACGAUGGAGGCGUCACCUCGCUCCGGAGCUACCCUACGAGCAACUCCCAGCUCCUGGCCACGGGAGGUCGGGAAGGAGCUGUGAAGCUGUGGGAUGUCCGCACUGGGAACACGAUGUUGCAAAUGGAAAUGGCAAGACAUAACCCUGUCCUCUCGGUGGCUUGCAACUCAGAGACCAACACCAUCGUCGCCGGCUCAGAACUCGUGUCUUCCCAGGCAAUCGUUUCUUUCUGGGAUAUCAGAAAUCCGCAGGCACCAAGUCUCCAAUACGUGGAGAGCCACAAUGAUGAUAUUACCGAGCUUCAAUAUCACCCGAGCCUCAGCAAUGUCUUACUGUCCGGCAGCACGGACGGGCUGGUAAACAUCUACGAUACAACGGUGACAGAUGAGGACGAGGCGCUGAUACAGGUCAUCAACCACGGCUCCGUACACCAUGCCGGCUUCCUUUCUGAUCGCACCAUCUUCGCCCUGAGCCACGACGAGCAUUUCUCUGUGCACCCCGCCACCGACCCAGACGAGCCUGGUCAGGGGCCCGAGCCCGUGCAUUUUGGCGAUGUGCGCGAGCCGCUAGACUGCGAGUAUGUCGCUCAGCUGUGCAUUGGUAGCCAGGGGCCAUAUAUCGCCGCCGGAAACAAGAUGAAAAGGAGCUUGGAUCUGGUCCCAUUGGUUCCCAACCCGGCAUGGCAGUUCGACAAGGACAACGUCUGGCACCUCCCUGGUGCACAUGGCGAGGAUGUUAUUCGCUCAGUGUAUCUGGACGAGCAGAGCCAAUCUGUCUUCACUGGCGGUGAGGAUGGAUAUGUGCGGAUCUGGAAGCUCGGCGAUGAUGGAGACGCUCAGGCCCAGGCUGGAACUGCGAAGACAUCGCGGAAGGAUAAAAAACAGAAGGACCGUUUCAAGCCGUACUAG